CACACCACCGAAACUUUUCGAAAUUCCCCAACAAAAUCCCAGCCCCGGCAACCGCUGCCUCCACCCUCCAGUCCGGCGACCUCUCCUCCUCCUUUGCCAGCGCGGCGGCGGCAUGGGAGCGGAGUACCCCACCUUCGCCGACGUCUCCGGGGCCCGCGCCCUCCUCUUCCUCGCCGACUCCUCGCCCGCGCCGCCCCCUCCUCCGCCUCCUCCCGCUCUCAGCGACGAGUUCUCCUGUUACUCGGGCUCCUCCUCCUCCUCUUCCUACUCCGGCGCGUCGGCGAGGUCGUGCGUCUCCGACUCGGCGCGGCGCGGCCGCCCCGUCGACCCCCUCCGCGUGCUCUCCGUCGUCGCCUCCCUCCGCCGCAUCAACCCUAAGAUGCUCGCCGAGGCCACAGGCGCGCUGUUCCAUAGCGGGGCAGAGAAGAAGCGGAAGGGAGUGUGGAUCGAGGUCGACAGCUACGAGGACCAGAGCGAGAGGAGCAGCACGGUGGCCAGCGAGGGGAGCACCGUCACGGCCGCCGCGUCCGCGGGCUCCACGGCCACGUCGGGGAGAUGCCGCCGGCCUCCACGGGCGAGCGGCGGCGGAGAUGGUGGUGGUGAGAAGGCGCCGAGGAGGGCGGAAGUGAUCAUGCAGUGGUUUUCGCGGUCGCAAGCUGGGCCGGCCACGGAGAACGACAUCCGCGCCGCCGUCGGCGACAACUCCGGGACGAGCAAGGCGAUACGCUGGCUGCUGAAGCAGGAGGGUGGCUUGCGGCGUGCAGGCACUGGCGGCCUCUUGGAUCCGUAUGUGUAUAUGGUCGCAGGCUGACCCGGUGAAGUUAAUUAAGCUGUGUUUAUAGCAAUGGAGAUGUUUACUGUAAGGCUAUUGGAGAGGCCAAGUUAUCUUCUGAAGAGUAUUUAGUAAUUUCUGAAACCUGUUGUCUUAAUAUCUCAGUUUUGCCUUCCUGCAGAGAAGUAUAGGAUAGAAGUUAAGUUGUUAUGUUAGCACGAUGAAGAUAAGCUCUUGGAUUGAAGAUUGGAGAGAGAUAUAGGAUCUUAAGUAUAAGUUUAGUAUAUAAAGUAUAGUGAUGCUGUUAUUAUCAUGCUUCUUUGUUCAUUUAUGCUGAGAUAAUAUAUCAUAUAAUCGAAUACAACUUUUUGGAUAAUUGAAUAUAAUGACUUCAUGUUUCAGCCUCUUGGAUGCAAUGGAAUUUUAUUUUGGUCC
Messenger RNA from Setaria italica (foxtail millet), 1207 nucleotides. RefSeq lists its product as uncharacterized. The record is from RefSeq and is a predicted model, not a curated record. Lineage: Eukaryota; Viridiplantae; Streptophyta; Magnoliopsida; Poales; Poaceae. The coding region runs from base 113 to 811 and encodes 232 amino acids. The transcript is spliced from 5 exons.